AUGUAUUUGGUGGCUGAGAACCAUAAUGCUCUUUUAAUUAAAAAUCAUGAAGCUCGUCCUACUGGAGCUGCUCCAUUACCGGAGGCAAAUGUGGUGAAAGCACAUGAUCAAUCUGAAGUAAAAAGAGAUGAUCAUCGGGGCUACAAUAAUGCACGGGGACGUGGCAAAGAUAAGAGGCGAUACACCAAUCGUCGAGGUGGUGGUCAUAAUAAAAGGGAGAACAACAUGAGCUCUCAAAAUAACCCCUCAAAAAGUAAUUGUCGUCAUUGUGGCAUGAAAGGCCAUUGGAAGAAUGAAUGUCGCACACAUGAGCAUUUUGUUAAGCUCUACCAAAAUUCCUUUAAAAGGAACGGAAAUAAAAGUGGUGCUUCCUCUUUCAAUGCUCGAGCUAAGUCACUUAUGAAUGUUAAAGAUGAUGUUAAUCCGGGAACAUCUCAUAAAUAUGAUAAGGAUAUUGGAGCAAAUUUGACUUUAAAGGAUGAUGUUUUUGAUGGUCUUGGUGACAUUUACUUAUAUGGAAGUUGA
Messenger RNA from Solanum lycopersicum (tomato), 525 nucleotides. RefSeq lists its product as uncharacterized. Gene Ontology annotation, molecular function: nucleic acid binding; zinc ion binding. The record is from RefSeq and is a predicted model, not a curated record. Lineage: Eukaryota; Viridiplantae; Streptophyta; Magnoliopsida; Solanales; Solanaceae.